CUCGGAUCGCUUCCCCUGAUUCCAAGCUUAACUUCCCGAGCUGCUGACGUCACUUGGCAGCCUGGGCUGUACUCGCCGCUCCAUACAUAGCGCCGAGAAAAAUGCUGCUCUCCGUACCGCCAAGGACAGGAAUCAAUCCAUACAACGGCUAUAACAGCAGAAACGGCAAAAAGCAGGCCUAUGUGUCCUCCGGCCACCAGAUGGCACCCCCCAGUCCCAACACCAACAGCAACAACAGUGGCGGGGGAGGGGAACAACUGAGUAAAACUAACCUGUACAUCCGCGGUCUUCACCCCGGGACCACAGACCAGGACCUGGUCAAGCUAUGCCAGCCAUAUGGGAAGAUUGUGUCCACGAAGGCAAUCCUGGACAAAACCACCAACAAGUGCAAAGGCUAUGGCUUCGUGGACUUCGACAGUCCGGGAGCGGCCCAGAAAGCGGUGAGCGCCCUGAAGUCCAGUGGAGUCCAGGCUCAGAUGGCCAAGCAACAGGAGCAGGACCCCACCAACCUGUACAUCUCCAACCUGCCUGUGUCCAUGGAUGAGCAGGAACUGGAGAGCAUGCUCAAGUCCUUCGGCCAAGUCAUCUCCACACGCAUCCUCCGCGACGCCAUCGGGACCAGCCGCGGCGUGGGUUUCGCCAGGAUGGAGUCCACAGAAAAGUGCGAAGCCAUUAUUCAACAUUUUAAUGGGAAAUUUAUUAAGACUCCACCAGGAGUUCCAGUGCCCCCGGAACCAUUAUUGUGCAAGUUUGCAGACGGGGGACAGAAAAAGAGGCAGAAUCAGGGGAAGUACCUUCAGAAUGGCAGGCCCUGGGCAAGGGAUGGAGAGACGGGAGGGAUGACGUUAGCAUAUGACCCCACAGCCUUACAGAAUGGGUUCUAUUCGUCACCCUACAGUCUGACCCCAAACCGGAUGAUCGCCCAGACGUCCCUCUCUCCCUACAUGCAUUCACCAGUCUCAUCUUACCAGCUACAUAGUCCCUCCUGGAUGCACCACCAGUCGUACCUCAUGCAGCCUGCAGGCACAGUCCUGACUCCAACCAUGGACCAUGCCAUGUCUAUCCAGCCCACCUCCAUGAUGGGCCCCAUGACCCAGCAGCUCAGCCACCUAUCUCUGGGCAGCACAGGCACGUAUAUGCCUGCCAACACUAUGCAGGGGACAUACAUCCCCCAGUACCAACCAGUGCCUCCCUCCAGUGUCCCUGUAGAGGAGAACGGAGGACAACAGCAACAGGUUGCUAUGGAGACACCUGCAGAACACACAAACUACUCCUACCAGCACACCAAGUGAAGCUAAGGUAUGUGUGUUGCAGCUCGGGGUCAGGAGGCCAUCUUGCUGACUGAACCACAGAGGGUUGGUUCUCUACAAGAAGAUAACAGAGCUCUGUUAGCACCAGACUUGAACACCGUUGACAAAAGGAAUACGUGUGUGCUUUGAAAAAGAAGUUGACAUGCUUAUUUUGUCUGGACUUUUCCUCUCUCUUCUUCAAGAGUCAAUCAGCCAAAGGUGGGAGCCUUCUGCAAUGGAAGCUUUGAUCUCUUUUGAUAACUGAAAAAAUAAACAAAGUAAAACAAGGAAACAAAUUUGGAAAGGGGGAAAUGACACAGAACGUUAUUUUUGUGCACGUAAAAUAACAAAUUCUUAUUUUUUAAAAGCAUUCUGGAGUUUCAGAGUGGUAAAAGGAAAAUAAUUACAACACAAUGUGUCUUUUAUUUUUUGGUAAAAUAUGCAAACUUUAAUUUUAUUUUUUUUAUGUCUGUUUUUUGACAUUCUAUUCACAGCAGUUUGACAAUAUUUUGUACAUAAAAAAAUAUACUAAUACACAUUUAGUUGGUUUAAUGUUUUAGUGUAGGAUACUUUUAAGUACGGAAAAUGCAAAACAAACCGUUUAAAGCUACUUCUCCCUAAAACUAAUCCAGUAAGGCAAAGUUCAGUUAACUCACUGGCAGAUGGUAACAUCAAUUAUUUAUAGAUGAUUUAAAAUUAAGUCAAACUUAAACCUUAUAAAGCAUUCACUCAUAAACACUCAGAAUUUGUUUUGAGMWGAGGACAAUCAUGAUCAUUCUUAUUUAUAUGUACAUCAUAGUUCUAUUUUUAGAUAUUUAGUAAUAUUCAAACAUGACUUGCUUUUGUGUAAAUUUUAUUUAAUAAAAUUCCUUAUUUAACAAAUCUGGUAAAUGCCAAACACUGGCAAUAAACAUGAUACCACUUAGAAAAUAAUGAAUGCAUGUUAAAUAGGAGCUAAAUGAUUUWAAAAAGUAAGCACAUUUGAUAUUGYUGUAAAACUUUCUUAUGAGAAGAAAAUUAACUAUUGUUUUUUUUAGGGUAUCAUGUAAUAUGACGUAUCCAAAUGUCACCUUCUGUCUCAAAAAACUUGAGACAAAAUGAAUUGUUAUAAUAUUAUUCAACAUUUAAUAAAUUAAUUACUAUACUAUACAAUCUUAUAAGGUAAAGUAAUACCGUGCAUAAAAUGCAAACUCUUUUGACAUUAUUACCUACAUUUAUUCACUGAAAAUKUUAUUGGAUUCAUAGAUCGUAUAAUAAAUAUUAUACAAAAUAAUUAUUAUACAAAAUACUUGACUUGGUUUGUGCUAGAGUCCAUGUCACACCAGUGUCCAUAAGAAGUGGUUUGAAGCGGUUUUGUUCUGGUAGUUGUUCAGAUGUCUAUAGGGAAUUUCACCUUUUGUACAAAGUAGACAGACAAGUAAGUGGACAUGCCGUAGUUUUGAGCWGUUGGGUUACUAUGAAAUAUGUGUGCAAAAUAGCUCAAACAAGUCAAUUAAAAAGCAAAGCAAUGAGGGGAGAAGUAGGACUAAGAAGAGUCCUUAAGAGUCCUUUGUUGUUGAGAAAGGGAGCUGCAAGUCUUUCUCAUGCUGCUGUUGUCUCCUGAGUUUUAAUUCCUGACUGUCAAUGAAUUUGAUAAAACAAUUUGUAGAAAGAAGUAAAGUAUGUUUUCUCUUUUGGGCGUUCACUUGAACCCUUCUGAGCUGUCAUGCCUUUUGUUUUCUUUGUUGUUGAUUUUGUUGUUAUAAAACGUGUUUUUGAUGUAUUUUAUUUUCAAAAGAUUUUAGAUU
This is a messenger RNA of Salvelinus sp. IW2-2015, 3076 nucleotides long. RefSeq names its product RNA-binding motif, single-stranded-interacting protein 2. Gene Ontology annotation, cellular component: nucleus; cytoplasm; ribonucleoprotein complex. Lineage: Eukaryota; Metazoa; Chordata; Actinopteri; Salmoniformes; Salmonidae. Gene Ontology annotation, molecular function: mRNA binding. The record is from RefSeq and is a predicted model, not a curated record.